Molecule: messenger RNA, 660 nt
Organism: Hansenula ciferrii
Lineage: Eukaryota; Fungi; Ascomycota; Saccharomycetes; Phaffomycetales; Wickerhamomycetaceae
Exons: 1
Coding region: 1-660 (219 amino acids)
Source: RefSeq, a predicted model, not a curated record
AUGUCUGGCUCACCUACAGAUUAUGAACAAUAUGUGGAGAGUUUAGAGGCAAAAUUAAAAAUUUACACAAAUGAAAAGUUUGAAAGACUUGAUCACAAAAUGAAUGCUAAAUUUCAAGAUUUGAGAAAUGCUAUGAUAGAUACAAAUCAUAAACAGAAAGAUACUUUAGAGGCAAAACUAAAAAUUUACACAAAUGAAAAGUUUGAAAGACUUGAUCACAAAAUGAAUGCUAAAUUUCAAGUUUUGAAAAAUGCUAUGAUAGAUAAAGAAUUGUCUUUUUUACAAAAAACAAACAAUUUAAAUGAUACAUUAGAUGAAACAUUAAAUGAAGUGCAGAGACUGCGCCAAAACAUUAAAUUCUCAAAGUCGAAUUACAGAAGUAAUGAGUACCCAUCUAACCUAGGUAUAGACCCUGAUGUGUUAGAACAAUGGGAAAUAUUGAAACAACAACCAUCCACUGGUACAGGUAUAGGAGAGUUGAUUUCUGAAAUAUCAAAGAUAAUAGCCCAACAAACACAACUUAUUUUACUCCCACAUUUGACAGAGCUGCUGUUUUUAGCUUUGGCAUACUUUAUGGUUUCAGACUACCGUGAUUUAUUUCAUGUAUCUUUAGCUGUCAUCGGUGUAAUAGUGCUAAUCAUCAUUCGGUAUUUUUUCUGA